This is a messenger RNA of Pollicipes pollicipes, 789 nucleotides long. RefSeq names its product RNA polymerase III subunit RpII33 (gene Polr2C). NCBI's taxonomy places the organism in Eukaryota, Metazoa, Arthropoda, Thecostraca, Pollicipedomorpha, Pollicipedidae. The record is from RefSeq and is a predicted model, not a curated record. The transcript is spliced from 5 exons. Gene Ontology annotation, biological process: transcription by RNA polymerase II. Gene Ontology annotation, molecular function: DNA binding; protein dimerization activity. The coding region runs from base 1 to 789 and encodes 262 amino acids. Gene Ontology annotation, cellular component: RNA polymerase II, core complex.
AUGGUCGCCCUCUUCGUUCUCCGCAGCGUGGCCAACAGCACCUGCGUGGCCAACAGUAUCCGGCGUGUGAUGAUCGCUGAGGUGCCGACGCUGGCCAUCGACUGGGUGCAGCUGGAGGCCAACUCCACUGUGCUGUGUGACGAGUUCCUGGCGCACCGGAUCGGUAUGAUCCCGCUCACCUCUGACGAGGUGGUCGACAGGAUGCAGUACUCCCGGGACUGCACGUGUCCGGACUUUUGUCCGCAGUGCAGCGUCGAGUUCACGCUGGACGUCAAGUGCAACGAGGGCCAGACGUUGCACGUGACGACGGCCGACCUCAAGUCGUCCGACAGUCGCGUGAUGCCGGCCACCUCGCGGCGCGACGAGGACGGCGCCGACUAUGGCGACUCGGACGAGAUCGUGAUCGUGAAGCUGCGGAAGGGCCAGGAGCUGAAGCUGCGGGCUUACGCCCGUAAGGGCUUCGGCAAGGAGCACGCCAAGUGGAACCCGACCAGCGGCGUGGCGUUUGAGUACGAUCCGGACAACGCGCUGCGCCACACGCUGCUGCCCAAGCCCGAGGAGUGGCCCAAGUCGGAGCACACCGAGGUGGACGAGAGUCUACACGAGGCGCCGUACCAGGACGGGGCGAGCCCCAACAAGUUCUUCUUCAACGUGGAGAGCACGUCGGCGCUGAAGCCGGAGAACAUCGUAAUGACGGGACUGGCGCAGCUCAAGAAGAAGCUGAGUGACCUGCAGACGCAGCUGACGCAGGAGAUGAACCAGAACACUGACGCGCUUACCAUUCACUGA